This is a messenger RNA of Oncorhynchus tshawytscha (Chinook salmon), 6546 nucleotides long. RefSeq names its product serine/threonine-protein kinase LMTK1-like. NCBI's taxonomy places the organism in Eukaryota, Metazoa, Chordata, Actinopteri, Salmoniformes, Salmonidae. Gene Ontology annotation, molecular function: protein tyrosine kinase activity; ATP binding. The record is from RefSeq and is a predicted model, not a curated record. Gene Ontology annotation, biological process: peptidyl-tyrosine autophosphorylation; brain development.
AAGUCAAACAAUUGCAGUGUGUCUAACUCUCCCUCUCCCCCUCUCUCUGCAGUCCAGCUGUUGAAAUCGUCAGAGCUGGGUCGCCACAGUCUACUCUAUGUGAAGGAGAUAGGACAUGGUUGGUUUGGCAAGGUUCUCUUGGGGGAGGUGAAUGCAGGUCUCAGCACCACCCAGGUGGUGGUCAAGGAGCUGAAGGCCAGUGCCAGUGUCCAGGACCAGAUGCACUUCCUGGAAGAGGCACAGCCAUACCGUGCCCUCCAGAACCCAGCCCUCCUGCAGUGCCUGGCACAGUGCUCAGAGGUUACACCCUAUCUACUGGUCAUGGAGUUCUGUCCUCUGAAGGCGAAUGGCAGAGUUCGGGCCUCUGCACCUGCACAAGACAACUUCAUUCACAGUGACCUGGCCUUAAGGAACUGCCUUCUGACCUCAGAGAGGACAGUAAAGAUAGGAGACUAUGGCCUCUCACACAGCAGAUACAAGGAUGACUACUUUGUGACUCCAGACCAGAUCUGGGUGCCGCUGCGUUGGAUCGCCCCAGAGCUCAUAGACGAGGUGCAUGGUAACCUACUAGUGGUGGACCAGACUAAGGACAGCAACGUCUGGUCUCUGGGAGUGACUAUCUGGGAGUUGUUUGAGUUGGGGAACCAGCCGUACAGACACUACACUGACAGACAGGUCCUGACAUAUGCUGUGAAGGAACAGCAGCUCAAACUAACCAGGCCCCGGCUCAAAGUACCCCUGGCUGAGCGCUGGUAUGAAGUGAUGCAGUUCUGCUGGCUGCAGCCAGAGCAGAGACCCAACAGUGAGGAGGUACACCUCCUCCUCACCUACCUGUGUGCCAAGGGGGCCAGUGGAGUCCAGGAGGACUUUGAACAGCGCUGGAACUCCCUGAGACCCAACCUGACUGGCAGCUCCACUCACAGCCACACCGCCCCAGCCCCUCCACCACUAACUCAGACUACUGUCCCUGCCCCAGCCCGACCAUCUAUCCCUGGGGACGUGGAGUUGGAGCCGGCCUCCACCUCCCGCAACUCCUUCCCCCUCCUAGAACACUUCUCCCACGACAGCUUCCACUCAGACAGCGGUGACGACAUCCUGACCGUGACAGAGACCAGCUAUGGUGGGCUCAACUUUGAGUACAAGUGGGAGCAGGCGAGAGCCGAGCAGCCAUACUGUUCCUCAUCCACCAGCGGGCCUCUGGGCCAGGGCAACCCUCACUACCAGGACGUAUACUACCCCGUCGGGAACACCUCCACCUCGGGCAGCUGUAAAGGGGACGGAGGGGGUGGAGGGCUUGUUCUGGGGGUCUCCCCAUCCUACUACGAGUCCGACCACUCCGGAUCGGGGUCAGGGUCGGGGGUAGGGGUGGUGCCGGUGUUGAGCGCUCACAGCCCUUCGGUCGGCAGUGAGUACUACAUCCGUAUUGAGGAGCCGGUGGAGUGUAAUAUCAACCUGGAUGAUAGUGUGGUUGACUACAGCCCUGGGUUGGAGGCUGAGGAUGGCAGCCUCUCCUCAGGGAGCAGAACCCCACAGCCCCAGUCCCAGUCCCAGUCCCAGCCCAGUGCCUACUGGUCAGCAGCAGCAGGCGACAGCAGUGGGGGUAAACACAGUACCCAUGACUCUGACAAUAGCCCGGCCUUGUCCCUGACCAUGGAGCCUCUCCUGAGACAGACAGCCAGCACAGCCAGUCCCGUGGAGCUGGGGCGGUCCCACCAGUACUUCUCACCCAAUCAGAGACAGGCUUUCUACUGUGAACAGUCGCCCAUUCGAGAGACGUGUUGCCAAUCACCAGAGGACACGCCCAUAAUGUCCCAGCUGAACCUGCAUCAUCCAAUGGGGAGGCUGGAAACCCCUCUGGGGGUGGGGUCCUCCCACUCCCAGUGCCUGAGUAGCCCUAGUCUGGGACACUGUGACCCCUACCUCGAGGCUAGCCAAGGCUUCUCCACCACAGCCAGGAGGACGGUUAGUGAAGGCUACUAUGACAUGAUGGGUCCCCUCAGAAAGACUCUACCCAUGGCUAAACAUAUUAGCAUUGACGUGGAGACAGGGGAUGGGGGACUUUUGGUGGGCAGGAGGAGAGGAGAAAGUGACACUGGGGACAUCGACGAUGGUGAUCUCUUCUCUGAGAGAGAAGCCACCAACUGGACCUCCAACCACUCGGCCAAUAACAACAGCAUGACUUUUGACCUUAGGCAGACGGGCCAAUCACAGGACAGCUAUCUGGACCUCCAUUACACCAACACCACGACACACUCCUCUACUGUAACAGGCUCGUGUAACAGUAGCAACAUGUGCCAGCAGCACAGCUCCAGAGCCUUCAGCUAUAUGGAGGCCACAGGGAGAGAGAGCGCUGUCUGCUCUUCCUCUAGCAGACCCAAUGAGGGCAGUAGUGCUACUACAUAUAGUCACCUGUGUCACGGAGCUAGAGAUAAACCUGUGUGUCUCUCAGACCACUCUACCCUAGAUCAUCUCAGAGGUGUUGCUGUUGACUCUCUCUCCAGCUCCUCUGUUGCUGUCAAGUGUGUUAACCUCAAAGGUGGUGUAAAGGACGGCGUCCCCACCACCAAAACUACAACUACGGUGUCUGUAGAGGGACACAGUAAAAACCCAUCUCUGAUUACAGGAGAGAGGAAAUUCUCCCUUCCCAAGAUGAUCCCAGGACCAGGCUGUAUCCAAUCUCCGUCCACAUACAUGGAGCUUGACACUCGCACAGGCCUCAGCACUAAGGCAGUCCUGACAGAGAAGCAGGGGGGUAAUGUCUGGGAGACACCUUCAUAUGUUAAAGACAGAGGUCCAGUGGAGGUGAUGUCUGGUGGUGUGGGGGAGAGGAGGCUGGGGAUGGGGCUGGCCCACCCUGAAGGGGUACUGCUAGAGCCGGUCGGGUCCUUGUUUGAGGCUAGCAGAGGGCUGGACAGUGGGUUGGAGAUGGCCGGUCAUUCCAGCAUCAGCCUAGUGGACAUCAGCAACUGUAGCUACGACGAUGAGGACGAUGACAUAACGGAUAUCACUUCUGGAAUUUUGGCCGACUACUCCCUGGACUAUGCUGACGAGGUAGGAGACGAUCUAAGCCCCGCCCACCACCCCGACGGACGCUCCCUGCAGAACCCGGUGGGAACCCCCGACUCCGUGGACACCCUGGACAUGCUGUCGCUGUCAUUGUCGGUUACCACCGCCAGCCCCUGUGAGGCCUUCAGCCUUGAUGACGUCUUUCUCCAUCCCUCCUCCUCCCUCUCCUCCUCUUUCACCUCCUCUUCUUUCACCUCCUCAUCUCUCCUCCCCAAGUCCCUGGACAGUGGCUACGACACAGAGAACAAUGAAAGCCCAGAGUUCAUCCUAAAGGAGGGAGGUGGGAAUGGGGAGUUCCUAUUGGACUGCGAAGGAAACCAGCAACAACACCCAGUCCUCGGUGGGAGCCACCUGGCCCGCGGUGGGGUUAGCCUGGGGCCGAGGUCGGACCAGAUGGUCCUUCAGCAGGUGGACCUGGGUGAUGGGGUUGGGGUCACUCUGUGUACCUCUUCCUCCUCUGGCUGCACUGAGCUGCAGCUAAAGGGACUAAGUGACAAGAAUCCGUUCGUGGACUCUGCCUACUUCUCUGACUACGACGCGGAGAACGAGAGGAGUCCCCAGGAUGAAGGGAGUAACUUCUUCUCCAGUCCAGGAGAUAAGAAGGACUUUGUGGGGCACACAGCCUCGAAACAGAGGAUACGGUCAGCGAGGAGAGAUGAACUCCAACCACAGACGGGGAGAGAGGACGGUUACCGUGAACUGACAGACCUGACAGGAAACACAAACACAAAUGGAGUGGUGGUGUUUGACACUACCACAGGUUCCUCUCCCUCCUCGGCCCCUGGCCCGCGCCUCUCCAUGCUGGCCCCCUUCCCCCCUCAGAUGGGGGGCUGUCUGGCCAAAGAGUCUGCCCCUGACGAUGCUGUAGGCCUGGAGUCUGAGCACAGCGGCGAGGAGCCGGCAUCUGGGUGCAGCUCCACCAUGGUGUCUGAGGGUUCCUCCACAGUGCAGGAGGCUUCAGCCAGACACCCUGACCAGGAGAACCAUCACAGGGCCUCAGAGGAUGACUACUCCCCAUCCAGUCCCUGGGCUCCGACUACCAUAGACUACAGAGAGGAGGUGAUGAAAGAGAAGGAGGAGGACGAGGAGGGAGAGCAGGGAUCAACUGAGGAGGACAUGCCAGAGUUUAAUCAGGUCGACGAGGAUGGAGAGAAUGGAGAGAGAGGAGGGGAAGAGGAGGAGUAUGAGGAGUUAGAGGAGGAGAACGAAGAGGAGGAGGAGAAGGCUGGCUACAGCAGACACCAGAACGGUCCUGUUGGCCUACUCACCUCAUCUCCAUCGCUCCUCUCCUGCUCCCCCUCACUCCAGGAGCUGUGUCGGGAGGUGGAGAGGCGAGCUCCUCUAACCGAGGGGGAGGAGUCAGACGACAGUGAGUCAGAGGAGGAGCUGCGGAGCUACAACCUGCAGGAGGAGCUGAGCGAGGAGGACAGUGAGGGGGAGGUGAUGGGGGUGCCGGUGGUGGUGAGCGAUAGUAGUGGGUCCAGAAACCUCCGCAGCCUCCUCAAGAUGCCUAAGCUCCUUACACAGUCCUUCUGUGACGAGCUGGACAGGAAGAAGAAAGCCGUGUCCUUCUUUGAUGACGUCACCGUCUUCCUGUUCGACCAGGAGAGCCCCACAGGAGAGCUGGCUGACUUCACGUUUCCCCCAGGAGCAGAGUCCAGCAGCCAGGCCUCAGGCGGGGAGAACCCCCAGCCGGACCUCCAGCCCCACCCCACCAUGGGCCACCACCACCACCACCCCACCAUGGGCCACCACCUCCACCCAGGCAGGGCACCACACGCCUCAGAGGACUCUGAUGGCAACAUGUCAGAAGAAGGUGGUGGGUUUGAGUGGGAGGAUGACAUCCCAUUGAUGACCAGCCCGUUGUCCAGCCCGUCUACAGCUGAGCCACCGGUCUCCGAUCCCAUCCCGGUCCCUGCUGCCAAGCCUCCCGAGGACAAGCCUCCCGAGGACAAGCCUCCCGAGGGCAAGCCGGUAGCAGUAACAGCAGCAUCACAGUUCUCCCGUUUCAGCGUGUCCCGCUCCCGCUUCUCCAUCACACACGUCCCCAAUCCAGACAUGAACUCUGGAGGGAGCAGUGAAGAUGGAGAGAGGCAGUGAAAGAAGGAUUGAAGGGGUCUUCUCCAUGACAGGAAGGAGUAUACCUCCUCUCCUAGUAUGACUACCAGGUGUUCAGACCUGGGAUCUCAAGGACCUGAUGACCCUGUAUGAGCCAAUGCCUUGUAUCGUAGUGACUCAACAUCUACAUUCCAAAUGACAGCCUAUUCCCUAUGUGCCCUGGUCAACAAUAGUGGAAAACAUAGGGAACAGGGUGCCAUUUCGGAUGCAGACAAACACCUUAAUGGUUCCUUCUCUUACUUUGUAUUAUUACUCCAGAGAGAGACAGAGAGAUAGCUGUAGGAACGAUGACAGAGUCCUGAGAGGACCACAACCAAGCAGUAUGUGACUGAUAAUAUAGAUGUAUUAGAGAUAUAUAACAUCUACACUUAUGACAAUUAUUAAUAACGUAUUUGCUCAAAUCACCAUUGACGUUCAGUAGCGUCAAGUCAUUUGGUGAAAAGGAAAAAGAGACAAAAAAAUGAAAAAAUGACAGACUUGGUCUCAUUGCUGCUCUCUCAUUGGCUGCUUUGGUCCUCCAUCUGCUUGCUCAUCGGCUGGUUGGAUCUUCUAGAACAGUGUUACAGUGCUUCCCUGGAGCCAUUGAAUAACGGCUGAUGACCGCCCCACAGGAAGCUGCUCUCUGUGGGGGUUCAAAGAUGAAGACAACCCCCCUUUACAAAUGACAGAGGAAUUAGGGGUGGGGGUACUGCGAAACCUACUGUGCUCCCUUGACAAAGCCACAGGAAGGUGGACGGUCUUGCUGAUGUUUUAGUUCAGGGAUAAAAAAAUGUAUCAUUAUGAUGUUAUACCAUAGCAUUGAAUAUGUGUUUCUGAUUGGCUUGAAGGGCAUUCUAGAGCGUGCAUUAUUUCCGUAUAACUCACGGUAUAUUUGCACGAUAGAAAGGUGCGUUCUUACAUGUUAUAUGUUUGAGUUGCUUUUGAAAGCAAAAGUUCAAUAAACAUUAUUGGCAUGUUUGAAUUCGAUUUUCAUAAUGGCGAACUAGUACUGAUGGUUUAGUUCGCUAAACUAGCGAGUCAGUUUGUUCGGUUACCAAGGCAACCACUGUCGCUGUCUAGUAAACUUGCUAGCUACCUUCAGUGGAUGUUAAACACAUUUCUACUGGCCAAUUAACACAUUUCUAGCAGCAAAUGUGUUCAAUUAUAGCCCUGGUAUAAAAGGGAUAAUCAACUUGGGGCUCUAUGCAUACUGGAAAAGUGGAAAGUCAGCUGGAACACACCUUCCACAUCGUUCAUUAUUUUCCAUAGAACCCAUAGCCUCUGGUUGAUUAUCCCUUACAUAACAGAUCAUUAGAGCCAGAGCCCUGUUGAAAUCUAUGUAUGUUAUAAUAUAUAUGGCUCUGCUUACAACUUGGUAACACU